AUGUCUCCUCCCGUUAAACUUCAUACCCGAAGACUCGGUAAAGACGGUCCCGAGGUAUCCGCCAUAGGCUUGGGGCUCAUGGGCCUUAGUGGCAUUUAUGGCUCAGUAGGUUCCCAAGAGGAGCGCCUCAAGUUUCUUGACCGUGCCUGGGAGAUAGGCGCCACCAACUGGGAUUCAUCGGACAUGUACGGUGACAGCGAGGACCUGUUGGGCAAAUGGUUCGCGCUACACCCUGAGCGGCGGAAAGACAUCUUCCUGGCCUCAAAGUUUGCUAUCAAAGGUAGCGUUGGACCUGAUGGUACCUUCUCUAUGUCGAUCAACUCGUCGCCUGGGUACGCUUGCGACGCAUGCGAGCGGAGCUUGAAGAGACUCGGGUUAGGUUGUAUCGACUUGUUUUAUGUUCACCGUAUGGACGGCGAAACCCCGAUUGAAAAGACCGUGGAGGAGCUAAUUAAAUACAUUGGCCUCUCUGAAUGCUCCUCUGACUCCCUACGCAGAGCGUACAAAGUGCAUCCAGUUCACGCUGUACAGGUCGAGUACAAUCCCUGGACUCUGGAUAUUGAAGGGCACUCGGGCACAUUUCUGUUGCAAACAGCGCGUGAGCUAGGCGUGGCUAUCGUGGCCUACUCUCCACUAGGCCGCGGUAUGCUGACAGGUCAAUACAAGUCAGUCGACAACUUUGACCCAGACGACUACAGGCGUGUGGUUCCGCGGUACCAGGGUGAGAACUUCACAAAUAAUCUGGAACUGGUUGAUAAAUUCCAGGAGAUGGCUGCUCAAAAGGGCUGCACCGCCGGUCAAUUGACCCUUGCUUGGCUGCUCUCUCUGGGAGACGACAUCAUCCCGAUUCCGGGAACGAAGAAGAUCGACUACCUGGAGGAGAACACUGGUGCUGUGGAUAUCCAGCUGACAGAUGAGGAAAGGAAGCAAUUGAGGGAUCUAGUGGACGCGGCUGAUGUUAGGGGAGACAGGGGCGCUGCGGACAGGGCCUUUGCAGAUACACCAGAACUGUGA
Fusarium oxysporum Fo47 is the source of this 1014-nucleotide messenger RNA. RefSeq names its product aldo/keto reductase. The transcript has 3 exons. The record is from RefSeq and is a predicted model, not a curated record. Gene Ontology annotation, cellular component: cytoplasm. NCBI's taxonomy places the organism in Eukaryota, Fungi, Ascomycota, Sordariomycetes, Hypocreales, Nectriaceae. The coding region runs from base 1 to 1014 and encodes 337 amino acids.